Ananas comosus (pineapple) is the source of this 2798-nucleotide messenger RNA. RefSeq names its product ent-kaur-16-ene synthase, chloroplastic-like. Lineage: Eukaryota; Viridiplantae; Streptophyta; Magnoliopsida; Poales; Bromeliaceae. The coding region runs from base 140 to 2590 and encodes 816 amino acids. The record is from RefSeq and is a predicted model, not a curated record. Gene Ontology annotation, molecular function: magnesium ion binding; terpene synthase activity. The transcript is spliced from 15 exons. Gene Ontology annotation, biological process: diterpenoid biosynthetic process.
CUCUGGCACCCUUCAUGCGCUGAUGCGCACCAUUUUGUGCGACCUCCCUCUCCCUACUUUCCUCUCUGUCGCUUUCUCCUACACUCUUUGGCGGUGAACACAAAAGAACAGUCAACAUUUCACAUAAAUUUGAGUGGCUAUGCCAUUGACUGCUAUCUCAUUUUGUGGUCCCCUAUGUUGCAUCCAAUCUUCAGAUAUUCAAAUAUCCGAAGUUAGGGUUAAACAAACAGUUAGAGCGUCUCUUCCACGAGUUUUGACAGCAUAUUUGGAUGAUGAGAAAGUAGCAAGCAGCGCUAACCUUUCAGUAAUGGGUUCCAGGGAAUUGGAGAAACGAAUAAGGGAGCGACUAAGAAAGGUCGAAUAUUCUGCUUCUUCGUAUGACACGGCAUGGGUAGCCAUGGUUCCUUCUCCUGGAUCUCCUCAAACCCCAUGCUUCCCUCAGUGUGUCAAUUGGAUGUUACAAAAUCAAAAUUCUAAUGGAUCCUGGGGACUCGACCAUAUUCAUCCCUCUUUGAUGAAAGAUGCUCUAUCUUCCACAUUGGCAUGUGUACUUGCGCUCAGGCGAUGGAAUGCGGGUGAAGAGCAUAUAAGAAGAGGGCUACGUUAUAUUGGAUCUAAUUUGUCAUGUGUUAUGGAUGAGAAUUAUCAGUCUCCUGUCGGCUUCAAUAUCAUUUUCCCUGGCAUGCUUAAACUUGCCAUCGAUUUGGGUUUAGAUAUUCCCAUAAGACAGCGUGCUAUUCAGGAUGUUCUUUGCCUUCGAGAUUUAGAAUUGAAAAGAGAUUCUGCAAACAUUUCUGAGGGUAGAAAAGCGUACAUGGCAUAUGUAUCCGAAGGAUUAAGAAAUGUACAAAAUUGGAAUGAGGUUAUGAAAUAUCAGGGGAAGAACGGAUCGUUGUUCAAUUCUCCUUCAACAACAGCUGUUGCAUUGACCCAUCUUUAUGAUGUCAAAGCUCUUGACUACUUGCAUGCUGUUUUACGGCGGUUUGGCAGCUCAGUUCCUACUGUUUAUCCGUUUGAGAUACAUACGCAACUUUGCAUGGUUGACACUCUUGAAAAGUUGGGAAUUUCUCGGCAGUUUACUUUUGAGAUCAGGACCAUCUUGGACAGAAUAUACAGAUGCUGGUUGGAGAACGAUGAGGAACUUAGUUCGGAUAUGGCCACAUGUGCUAUGGCAUUUCGUCUUUUGCGUAUGAACGGAUUUGAUGUUUCUUCAGAUGGGUUAUCUCGCUUUGCUGAAGCACACAAUUUCCAUAAUUCCCUGCAAGGACAUCUGAAAGAUAUGAAAACUGUUCUAGAAUUUCACAAGGCAUCGCAGAUUAAAAUCUCGGACUGUGAACAAGUCUUAGAUAAAUUAGGGUCCUGGUCCAGUAGCUUACUAAAGGAGGAAAUAUCUUCUAAUUCAAAACAUUCUUCCCCAGUUAUCUCCCAAGAGGCAGAUUAUGUUCUCAAAUUUCCCUUUUACGCCAAUUUGGAACGCUUAGAACACAAGAGAAACAUUGAGCACUUUGAUGUUGCCAAUUAUCAGAUUCUCAAAACAUCAUAUAAGUCUUUCUGCACUUCUGAUGAUCUUCUUAAAUUGGCAGUUGAAGAUUUCAGUAGUUGUCAGUCUAUAUACCGGAAAGAACUUCAGCAUCUUCAGAGCUGGGUCAGAGAAAACAGGUUGGAUCAGCUAGGAUUUGCUCGGGAUAAGCUAACAUACUGUUACCUCUCUGCUGCUGCCACUCUAUAUUCUCCCGAAUUAACCGAUGCUCGCAUUUCAUGGGCUAAAAAUGGUGUGCUCACCACUGUGGUUGAUGACUUCUUCGACAUAGGUGGAUCACAAGAAGAAUUAAAAAACCUCAUCAGUUUAGUUGAGAAAUGGGAUGGAAAUCACAAAAAAGAGUUCUGCUCUGAGCACGUAGAGAUUGUAUUUUCCGCUAUUUACAGCACAAUCAAUGAGCUUGGAGCUAAGGCAUCAGCAGUACAAAAUCGUAGUGUUACCGGCCACUUAGUUGAAAUAUGGCUUAGCUUGAUGAGGUCCAUGAUGAACGAGGCAGAGUGGCUGAGGAACAAAACGGUACCCACGAUAGAGCAGUACAUGGAAAAUGGAUUUGUUUCCUUUGCUUUGGGCCCCAUCAUUCUCCCGGCUCUCUACUUUGUUGGUCCAAAGCUUUCGGAAGAGGCCGUUGCAGAUCCAGAAUGCCAUGAAAUGUUCAGACUUGUGAGCACAUGCGGCCGUCUUCUAAACGACCUGCAAGGUUACGAGAGAGAAGGUAAAGAAGGAAAGUUGAACAGCAUCUCGCUCCGCCUUCUUCAUGGCGGCUCUUCCGCCUCUAUAGAAGAGGCUAAAAGGGAGAUAAAGAGAUCCGUCGAAACUUCUCGGAGAGAAUUGCUAAGGCUAGUGCUGAAGGAGGGAACUGUAAUUCCUCGAAGUUGCAAGGACUUAUUUUGGAAGAUGUGCAGAAUACUUCACCUAUUUUACAUGAACACUGAUGGAUUUACAUCUCCAAAGGAAAUGGUGAGUGCUGUAAAUGCAGUUGUUCAUGAACCGCUCAAAAUUAGCCAUCUUUUUUCAGCUAUACCCGUCGAAAAUACAAAUACAAAUUCCUAACUUGAACCUGGAUCCAUGUAUAUUUAUUGUUCCCAACAGGAACUGAAUCUAUGUAUAUUUGUUGUCUAGAAUCGAAUAGUUUCUCUCGAAAAUAUUGGGUCACCAAGAACUCCUCAUCAUCGAUAAAUUAUGUGAUUAAAAUCUCAUAAAAGUAUUACUCUAAAGAAUAUCUGGAUUUAUAUCGGAUUCGGAUUUGGUCCUUUUUAAA